This is a messenger RNA of Macrobrachium nipponense, 2046 nucleotides long. RefSeq lists its product as uncharacterized. The record is from RefSeq and is a predicted model, not a curated record. The transcript has 5 exons. NCBI's taxonomy places the organism in Eukaryota, Metazoa, Arthropoda, Malacostraca, Decapoda, Palaemonidae. The coding region runs from base 112 to 1650 and encodes 512 amino acids.
UACUACUAUUACGUCAACCACGUGAAAUACCUACUUCAUGUACGUCUGCUGCCUGCCAGUCGGUCUUCUUAACUAAUUUCCGAAAAGGUUGUCGAUUUUCAUGUGAAAAGUAUGAAACUUGUAGAGAAUUUGGACGAAGAAGCUCUGAAGAAAUUUGUUGCUGAAAGAAAAAAUGAUAUUGUUGAAGCUCAGAAUCAUGCCAUAGCUAAGCUUCAGAAAAAAGAAAACCGGAAAAGAAAGAGUUUACCGGAGGAGCAAGAGGAUGAUGAUGCUGUUAAAGUAGUAGAUAUUUUGACUCAGGCAGUUGCCUACCUCAGGGAAAUUCCUUCAGAAAAGCUGAUGCAGAAAACCCUUUUUGAUACGAAUGUACUUUCAGAUGUUAAGAAAACUCCUGAUGCUACGGCUGAGCAAAAGGCCAUUUUUCAGUUUGCUGCUGAUGAAAGAAUUUCGACAGCAGUUCAGAUUUUCCGUGAACAGUAUCCAAAAUGGAAGAAAGCAAAGAAGCAUUUAAUGCCCAAGAUGGUGGAAAACAACAAUCUGGAAAUUGUUUCUGAGAAGUCUGAAUUAGUUAACAAUGAAGGUGAUAUGCAACUACUUUGUAAGAAAAUCAAAAAGAAAAAUAAAAGGAAGGCUGCUAUUGAUAGUGAAAGUAGCGUUUCCCCUAAAAAGAUAAAAUUGGAUGUGACAAAUGAUGGCAAUGAAGACAGUAAAUUACCAAAAAAGAAGAAGAAGAAGAAGAAGAAAAAAGGAAAGAAUGCUAAAACUUGUACUAUAACUGAAGGGCCAAAUAGUACAGAAACAGGAAAUCCCCCUUCCAGCGGUACACUGGAAAAAUCAAGGUCAAAGAAAUUAAAUGCUAUUGAGCUGGUUGUGGCUAAUGGGACAGCAGCAUUAGAAGCAAGUAACAAUGGCUCACCUAAGAAAGUAAAUCAGCCUGUGAAACCGAAGGGGCCUUCACAUCCUCUACCAAAAGGGAGAAGACCAAAAUUUCAAAAGUCGCAAUAUUCAAAUAUAAAAAGCUUUCAGAAUAAUAAUAGUUAUACAGAUGAAGAGAAUGCUGAAGGUAAAGGUGAUAUGGACAGUAAUACUGGUUUCCAAAGACAAGGGAAUGGAUUCCAGUUUAGAAAUCAAGGAAGAGGUGGAAAAGCUGCCUUUAAUAAUCGAAGGUCAGGUAAGAAUGAUAAUGGAAAUAGCUCCCAGCUUCCAUGGAAAGUAAGGAGAUUUGUGGAUAAGAAAAGUGCUAAUAUGAUACAUGUUUCUUCAGAUUGGCAGGAAAAGAUCUGUAAGCCCAAAGGAGAAGGAGGAGAAGGAGAAGACGAAGAGAAGCCUUCACUCCUUCGUCCAUCUUGGCUCACAAAUCCAGAGGAGUAUAAACCUUCAUUUACAAAUUCAAGGGAGUACGGACCUUCAUUUAGGGGGAGAAAAAAUUUUAGGCAGCAGAGGGAGCCGAGUAAUCCUAACAAAAUACGUGUCCCAUCUGACUGGAAAAAUAAAUCCCCAAAGAAGGAUGGUGAUGAAGGCACUACAUCUGGUACCUCACUUCUGAAACCUUCUUGGUUAACAAACCCGAAAGAACAUAAGCCUCUGUCAGCUCAUAAGCCAGCUCAUAAGAAGUUUGGUGGGGAUUUUAAGGGGAGACUUAUUAUAUGAAAGAGCUUUUGUCUUUAUUUAAAACUAUUUCGUCAAUUUCAUUGCCUUCUACUGUGUACCUUUUGUUUCUUUUUAGUUAAUCAUAGAAUAUCUAAAAAUUGCAGGGUGUUCAGUUUUCAGUUAUUGGUGAUCAUCAUACAUUUCUCAAGAGCUUGUAGAUGUUUGUCACCUACUGUUACGAAAAGCACUGGCAAUCAAUUUUAGAUAUAUUGUAUAAUGUGAUCUUAGAAUAGUUUUUCAUUAUUUUGAUGAUGCACAAUGUGUACAGCAAUAUUCCUAAAAUGGCUAAGACGAGAUCACCUGGGAUUAAUUCUAUUUGGUACGACUGCUGAAACCAGAUGGUUUUGUUAUAUAGUAGUGUGCAUGGAUGAGGUAGGUAAAUAAAUUUCACAAUUA